AUGGCCAUCCCGACAUGGAACGGGAAGGCCGAGACGUUGGAUGACUGCGCCAUUGCGGUGGAGCUGUUCACGUUGGGCUCCUCCAAAGAGGUGAGGCCACUGCUGGGACCCAGGCUCGUGGCCGCCUUGCCACAGGGGUCUCCCCAGCAGCGCUUCGCCCUACGACUGCCUCGGGAAUCUGGCAUGGAUCUGGACGGAGCCCCACUCGAGCCGAAGACGAUUGCCACAGCGGACGGCCCCAACAACCUGAUAGAAGCGUUCAGGAGGGAGCCGGGAACUCAGGUGGUGUCCCACAUCGGCGAGAAGACGGACGCGUACUUCUACGCAGGCCCGGGUCGGAGUGCACUGACACGGCGUUUGGGACAGAGCAUGGCACAGUGGAUCGAGACGGAGGUGGAAGCUUACGAUCAACUCCAGCGGGCAUACGAACUGCUGGUGCAGGAUGUGGGAGACAUCUUGCCCAGUGCCGUGCGGGGUGUCCUCCUCUGGCGCAACAACAAUCUCGAUCCCACGGAGGGAACCGUGGUGAGCAGCACUAUCAAGGGAGACUGGAAGCUUGAGAAUGUGAGGAGACGCCUGCGAGACGCGUGGGCAGAGAACGACAUGGCCGUGCGAGACAAAACGAAGCUGAACAAUCAUCGUGCAGCUCACUACACGGACGAGGCCCUGGGGCAGAUCAACGACGAGCAGGGAUCCGACCUCGAGCUGCCGCCGGACGAGUACGCACAUGCCGAGGAGGAGGACGUUGCGGCACUGGAGGAGCACGAGGCCCUGGCCGCGCAGGAGGCGGAUGCAGCGAACCGCACCUGGGAGCAGGCCAGGAAGCUGCUCUGCGACGCUUCCAG
Prorocentrum cordatum is the source of this 845-nucleotide messenger RNA. The record is from the annotation of a GenBank genome assembly. Lineage: Eukaryota; Dinophyceae; Prorocentrales; Prorocentraceae.